Messenger RNA from Sphaeramia orbicularis (orbiculate cardinalfish), 2743 nucleotides. It is a transcript of the gene knop1, whose product is annotated as lysine-rich nucleolar protein 1. Bases 126 to 1775 code for a protein of 549 amino acids. Lineage: Eukaryota; Metazoa; Chordata; Actinopteri; Kurtiformes; Apogonidae. The record is from RefSeq and is a predicted model, not a curated record. The transcript has 5 exons.
CACAAACAGGAAGGAAAGGAACACAUACUAAAACUGUUUCCGGGUCAAGAAAGUAAGCAGACAAACACGUGAAUUUUCAAACUUUAAAAAGCAACCCUUACGUCUGUUCAUGUGGAAAGAGGAAAAUGAAGACAGAUGAUGAGAAGAGUCAAAAGAAUCUUGUAAAGAAAAUGAAGAAACACAAGAAAGAAACCAUAAACUCUGUUAUAGACAAUGAAAGCCCAGCAGAGGUGGAAAGAAAAGAAAAGAAACGCAAAAAAGUAAAGGAAAUUGAUAUUAAACAGGAGCUUUGUGAUGGUAGUGAAAAGGAUGAAAUGACGAAGAAAAAGAAGAAAAGAAAAAUAAUCUGUGACUCUGUUGGCUCCGAUGUCAAAGAUGAAGCAGAAGAAGGAGUCAGCAGAAAGAAAAAAAAGAAACAGCUGGUUAGGGAUGAGAGUCCAGUGGAAACUGUACAGAUUUCAGUAAAUGAAAUGGUAAAAGAAAAGAAAAUGAAGAAUAAGAAAAAAAAAAUGUUUGUAGAAGCCAAACAAGAAUUAGAAGAUAUAAAGAUAGAGUAUGGAGAGAGCGGGAAAAGCGAAGUAUGGAAUGUAACAAAGAUAGCUAAGAAGGAAAAGAAAAAGAUUUUAGCAGCAAGCACAGAGGGUAGUGAGAAAAGUAAAGAGAAGAAAAAGAAGAAAAAACGUUCUCCAGAGGAGGAAACUAAUGAAGCAACAGAGGAAAUAAUUGUAACAAAAAAGACAAAGAAGGUUCAAAGAGCACCAGAUCAGAAUGGGUUGAAAACUGAGAUGACUGAGAAAGACAAAGUGAAAAAGAAAGAAGCCAAAACUGAGCCCAAAUCUGCAACUGAAAAAGAUGAAGUAAAAUGUCAAAAGCUCAAAAACAAGAUGAGCGAAGAGAAGCAGGAAGAUUUAACCAAGGAGGAACUGCAACAGGAUGUCAUUAGUCCAAAAAAGAAAGGUAAGAAAUUAACCAAAGAUCUGAAUAACAUUGUUCUGGAAGGAGACACAGAGCCAAAGAAGGAUGGAAGCAAGAUUAAAAAAGAAAAGAGGAAAAAAGAGCUUGGGGAGAUGGGUGGAGUAGAGGAAGCAGAGCAAAAGAAGAAGAAGAAGAAAAAUGUGAAGUCUAAAGGAGGUAAUGAGGAACCACUAGUAGUUAAAUGUGAAGAAGAGGAGCUGAGACUGUCCAGUGACACAACGAGGAAGAAAAGCAAACAAAAGAAGGGCUCUGCUAAGGUGGAGGAGGUGGUGGAGACAGGUUUGGGAGCCAAACCUGGUACAAAAAAGAGAAAGAAGAUCAAGAAGGAGAAGGAAGACCAAGAGGAAUUAAAAGAAUCCUCUCCAGUGGAUGUGGUCUUCUUGUGUGAGAAGACUGGCAACAGUGAUGAGGUGACCAUCAACCAGGAGAGAAGACAAGCCUUACAAAUGGAAAUUGACAAAGCAUCUCAGCCUCAAAAACCAGCUAAACCCUCGGGUCUUGGUCAGUGGAGCACUGCACAGUUCAGCAGCUCUGAACAGCAGCAGAAGUUUCUCCGUCUGAUGGGUGGCUUCAAAAAAGGCUUUCAGCCAGCUGCUGGGAGCACAGGAAGUGCAAAUAUGGCAAUGGGGAAAGAUGCACAGCAGGAGCUACAGCAAGGGUUGCUGGGAGAGUUCGAGCGUGCUCACUCACGCCGUAUGGACUUCAGCAACAAGGGGGCAGGACUUGGGUACAGCGCACCAUUGAAUAAAAAGUUCUCUAUUGACAUUAAUGCAUGUCGAUCAGUCCGCUUUGAUGACUGAUCUAUGGGAUGUUGUAGGAAACUGAAGAGAUGUUGUUUUUAAGUGUUUUUUUUCUUAAAUGUUUUCACUGAUUCAGUUUUAUAAGGUCCGGUGUAUGUUACUCUUAGUUUGUAUAUUAAUGACUGUCAGUGAAAGUCCACAACACAGUGUCGUCUGUACAUGUUUAUCAAACCUCCUCCUGCCAAAGGAAUGGCACUGUCUAAUGUGAAAGGUCUAAACUGUUGUAGUUUUAUUUGUAGUUAGAUGUAAAGUAAUGACAAUGAAAUAAUUGCUAAUGUCUGUAAGGUGAUUCAAAGGAUAUUAAGAGAUUAUUUUACUACCAAUGGAAACAGAAUCCCUUUGUCCUCAUUUACUACAUCUCACCUUACAUUUUAUUCUUGAAUAAGAAUUUGCAUCAGUCUGGAUAAAAACACAGCCCUGUUGGGUUUUGAUAGUCAUUUUAUUCCAUUCUUUCACAUGGCAUCUGCUGUAAAUGAGCAAAGAAGAAAAAGGUUUACUUAACUUCAAAACAAAAUGGACAGUUUUAAUUCCUGUUGGGCUUAAUGUGCUGGAAAUAAAAGAAAUACUUGACUAUCAUAUUCAACUUCAAUAAUCCAAGCGGGGUAGCUGUGUUGUCAUCUAGAUUAAACACUGGGUUCACCUAGUUACCUUAAUUUUCUGUAAAAACAACUGUGGACAUUUGUUCACAGUAUAUUUAAAAAUACUUUCAUCACAUCAUGGACAAGGUAUAGAAACAUCAGUUUGGCACGUUACAUCACCUCAUGCAGUUAAGACUUGAAGGGCAGCACUUCAGCAUCAAUAAAGCUGCUGCCCUUUCACAUCCUUAGUUACAAAACAGUUUGAGUUUGUCUUUGCACUACACAUUUUCCUUGUCUUCCAAGCCUUGCAGCCAACAAUACUGACCAGUUGUCACUUCUAUGUAUCUGAUCUGUAAAUUGCCAGACUGAGUAGCAUUAUGGAGUGAUCUG